Molecule: messenger RNA, 2756 nt
Organism: Brienomyrus brachyistius
Lineage: Eukaryota; Metazoa; Chordata; Actinopteri; Osteoglossiformes; Mormyridae
Gene: serpinh1b
Product: serpin peptidase inhibitor, clade H (heat shock protein 47), member 1b
Exons: 5
Coding region: 830-2044 (404 amino acids)
Biological process (GO): negative regulation of endopeptidase activity; collagen fibril organization
Cellular component (GO): endoplasmic reticulum
Molecular function (GO): serine-type endopeptidase inhibitor activity
Source: RefSeq, a predicted model, not a curated record
UUGCCUUAGUUUUUUCAAUAGAUUAGUAACAGGAUGUCAUGCAUUAUGUACUUUCGUUCAGUAAGAUCUACAUAGACAUUCCAUGAUGUCACGGAUGAGUAUCCUUCUAAUAUGGGAAUUUUGUCAAGUUGCAAGCAAAUAUUGCAAGUAGGUCUAUGUGUUCUAUCUGACUGAUGCAUUUCAACUUUUUGUUCCUUUGUUAUGUGGGGGUGAAAGGCGUGACUUAGAAAAUACUGUCAUCCUGUCUAUUUUUGCCUAGUAAUAUAAUUAGAUCUGGCAAGCAAGCGAAAGCAUGUCGAAGUUAUCAAGUUCUGCGGGAAGCAGGGAAGGGAUCUUGCUCUUCGGAUUCAACACUUUAAAGGAACAAAUGACUUUUUUCUGUAGAAUUUUCAAUGAACUGUAUCGUUGCAUUUUAGUGCAGGGAGUGGUCAGAAAGAUGCCCCUGAAACAUGACUCUUCUCACAGGAAAUAUGACUCGCCACUGUGGAAGUUCUGAUUGGACAGAAAGUCACAUUAGAUUUCUUCUAGCCAAUGAGAGUCUUUUCUGUGUCUGACUGUAUAACGCUACAUGUAUACUGCAUUGAUGUGGCAUUCUCAGGGACUGUAAAUGAUUUAAAAAAAAAAUAACUAGGGACGAUACAGAAAGAGAAUGAAAGAGGAAAGGUUAUCAUCCUUUUCUCCAUCUGAAGUACUUCUACUUGCCCUGUGGCCAUUAUUCUAUGCACCUCUUGUCUUUCAGAAUGAAAAUCGCAAAAGUUGACAUCAGUAUGAAAACCUUUGAAGGUCUUCAUUGCUGCUCUCAAUCACUGAAGAUUCUGAUUCCGAAAGAAUGUGGGUGAUCAAGGUGGUAGCUCUGUGCCUGCUGGCUGCGUCAGCCACUGCCGAGAAGAAGCUUAGCAACCAUGCUGCCACCUUAGCAGACAACAGCGCUAACCUGGCCUUCAACCUAUACCAAAACCUGGCCAAGGAGAAGACCCUCGAGAACAUCCUCAUCUCCCCGGUGGUCGUCGCCUCCUCUCUGGGCCUGGUAGCUCUCGGGGGCAAGUCUUCCACGGCUUCCCAAGUCAAGGAAGUGCUCAGUGCCAGCAAGGUGCAAGAUGAACAUCUCCAUGCCGGCCUGGCCGAGCUGCUGACUGAAGUCAGCAAUUCUACAGCCCGCAAUGUCACCUGGAAGAUCAGCAACAGGCUGUACGGCCCCAGCUCCGUCAACUUCGCCGACGACUUUGUCAAGAACAGCAAAAAGCAUUACAACAUCGAGCACUCCAAGAUCAACUUCAGGGAUAAGCGAAGCGCCAUAAACUCAAUCAACGAGUGGGCAUCCAAAUCCACUGAUGGAAAACUGCCGGAGAUCACCAAGGACAUGGAGAAGACAGACGGAGCUAUGAUUGUCAACGCUAUGUUCUUUAAAACUCAUUGGGAUGAGAAGUUCCACCACAAAAUGGUUGACAACCGUGGUUUUAUGGUAUCUCGCUCGUUUACGAUCUCUGUUCCAAUGAUGCAUCGCACAGGGUUGUACAAACUUCAUGAAGACACGGAAAACAAGUUGUUUGUACUGGAGAUGCCUCUGGCCCACAAGAUGUCCAGCAUGGUGUUCAUUAUGCCGUACCACGUGGAGCCCCUAGAGAGGCUGGAGAAGCUGCUGACUCGCAAGCAGGUGGAUGCUUGGCUGAGCAAGUUGGAGGAGAAGGCGGUGGCAGUAUCUCUGCCAAAAGUGAGCCUGGAAGUCAGUCAUAACCUGCAGAAACACCUUGGUCAGCUUGGCCUUACGGAGGCAGUUGAUAAAAACAAGGCCGACCUGUCCAACAUCUCUGGAAAGAAAGACCUGUACUUGUCCAACGUCUUUCACGCUUCAGCCCUGGAGUGGGACACGGAGGGGAACCCCUUUGACGCGACCAUCUUCAGCACGGAAAAGCUCCGGAACCCUAAGCUCUUCUACGCAGACCAUCCAUUCAUCUUCAUGGUGAAGGACAACAAGACCAACUCCAUCCUCUUCAUUGGCAGGCUGGUUCGACCCAAGGGUGACAAGAUGCGAGACGAGUUAUAGUCAUUUCCCAGGGAUGUCAACCUUUACCGUGCAUGAAUCGAGUAUGAAAAAGGCAAUAGAAAUGUUUUUGGUAGGUCUGUUACCUCAUAAGCACAUUCCAGUAUAUUAGGUAUGGACCAGUUACCGGGGCUGCCCCCCCCCCCUGAGGCACACGUGAGAAGCACCCUCACUGACAGUCAGCUUAGCUAAUAUACUUUUACAUCUGCUGGGCUCAAAGGUAAACAAAAUGUCACAUGACUGCACAGUGAAUCCCACCGACACGUUAAACCACCUCUAGCUUGAUGAGAAUUAACAACCACAUGCCUUUCUGGCAAGUCAUGUGACCGGCAUGCUUAUAUUAAGUAUGAUCUCUCUGAUUUUUGCCAUAAUCGUCCAAUCAAUCCAAAAAUCCACAUCCAAAAGGAGCAUGCAGGUUUUGCGAGGAUAUCUUUAAUGUUUAAAGUAAAAAAAAGAAAGUUUUGCAUUGACGUCACAAGAUUAUGUGGUGCUGUUGUUUAGUUCUCACCAUGCCAUAGAGACCCUUUCAUUUGUUUUUAACCAUCAUCAGUGUGCACUGAAACUGUUCUGUAAAAUGCAAAUCCAGUACACCACGGGCUCUAUACUCUUUUUCAGGUUGUUACCCAGGGUUCUUGCCACGUGACUUAUGUUGGAAUGAUGCAACAGUGUAAAACUGUCAUCUUUGUUUUUUGAAUAAAACUCAUAAAAACAAAAA